AUGCGAAGAAGAGGGGGAGGGGGAGAGAAUGUUCUCGGGCUAGGUGGCUUGCACAUGGCAAAGUACCAGGUACAUAGCAGGUGUUCAUGGGUCGAGAAAGGUAAGGUGGUGGGUGGUCCUCGAGGUUUGCCCGUGUUGACUCAUGCCGAUUCUGAAAAGGCCCUCUCAAAUUUCGCCAUCCGACAGAUGAAGAAAAUGACAAUACACCUGACGACGACGCACACACCGUGCCAAAGGCGCUCAAGUGGCGCUGGCGGUGCGACAUCUCCAAGAACCAAAUAA
Messenger RNA from Cordyceps militaris CM01, 282 nucleotides. RefSeq lists its product as uncharacterized. The transcript has 3 exons. NCBI's taxonomy places the organism in Eukaryota, Fungi, Ascomycota, Sordariomycetes, Hypocreales, Cordycipitaceae. The record is from RefSeq and is a predicted model, not a curated record. The coding region runs from base 1 to 282 and encodes 93 amino acids.